Epithele typhae is the source of this 1617-nucleotide messenger RNA. Its product is annotated as malic enzyme. The coding region runs from base 1 to 1617 and encodes 538 amino acids. Gene Ontology annotation, biological process: malate metabolic process; pyruvate metabolic process. Gene Ontology annotation, cellular component: mitochondrion. The transcript is spliced from 5 exons. Lineage: Eukaryota; Fungi; Basidiomycota; Agaricomycetes; Polyporales; Epitheliaceae. The record is from RefSeq and is a predicted model, not a curated record. Gene Ontology annotation, molecular function: NAD binding; malate dehydrogenase (decarboxylating) (NAD+) activity.
AUGACCAUAGUCCUCACCCCCGUCUGGCACAACGGUGUCCAGAAGCUCAAGGUCACCUCCCGCCCGCCCCCCGCCCGCCCCGCCAAGGGCCUCCUUCCCGUCGCCUUCAACGAGGAUGUUCACUAUGCCCGCUGCAUGGCCCAGCUCCGGUCCAAGGACAAGGACAUCGAGAAGAACAUCUACCUCACCCAGCUCAAGGAUGCCGACCUCAACACGUUCUACCGCAUCUGCCUCAACAACAUGGCGGAAAUCACUCCCCUCAUCUACACUCCCACCGUCGGCGACGCGUGUCUCCAGUUUCGCACAACUUCCUUCAUCUCGUUGAAGGACAAGGGCAACAUCGGCAAGAUCCUCCGCAACUGGCCCCGCGUCGACGAGGCUCGUAUCUCGGUCGUCACCGAUGGCUCUCGUAUCCUCGGUCUUGGUGACCUGGGUGUCAACGGCAUGCCCAUUUCCAUCGGCAAGCUCUCCCUUUACGUCGCCGGUGCUGGUAUCCGUCCCGAGUCGACGGUUCCCAUCUGCCUCGACAUGGGCACCGACACCCAACGCUACCUCGACGACCCUCUCUACCUCGGCCUCCGCCAGCGUCGCCCGUCUCUCGAUGAGGCUAUCGAGUUCAUGGAUGAGUUCAUGCACGAGAUGUCUGUUGUCUUCCCCAAGCUUCUCAUCCAGCACGAGGACUUCUCUAGCGCCAAGGCCUUCGCGUUCAUCGAUCGCUACCGCGAUCAGUACCCGCUCUUCAACGAUGACAUUCAGGGCACGGGCGCCGUCGUCCUCUCUGGUUUCUUAAACGCCGCGAAGCUCUCCUCUGCCGCGUCUGGCCGCCCGCUCACGGACCACAAGAUCCUUUUCCUCGGCGCCGGCUCUGCAGGUGUGGGUGUUGCGAUGCAACUCAUGAGUUUCUUCAAGCUCCAGGGCCUGUCGGACGAGGAGGCACGCAGCCGCAUCUACCUUUGCGACUCGCAGGGUCUAAUCUACGAUGCACGUGGACCGAUGGCGGAGCACAAGAAGUUCUUCUCGCGCAAGGACUACGAGGGCCCGCCGAUGAAGGAUCUGACCAACAUCGUCAACUACGUCCAGCCGACGGCGCUCCUCGGGCUCUCGACCACGAAGGGCGCGUUCAGUGAGUCCGUCAUCCGCGCGAUGUCGGCGCUCAACGCGCGCCCGAUCGUUUUCCCGCUCUCGAACCCGGUGCGCCUCUCCGAGUGCGAGUUCCACGAGGCGGUGGAGUGGUCGAACGGCAACGUCCUCUUCGCCUCCGGCUCGCCGUUCCCAGAGGAGGCGUUCGACGGCCACAUGCUCUACCCCGGCCAGGGCAACAACAUGUACAUCUUCCCCGGCCUCGGUCUGGGCGCGAUCAUCGCGCGCGCCUGCAAGGUCACGGACUCGAUGGUGGAGGCGUCGUCGCUCGGGCUCGCGAACUCGCUUACGGCGGCGGAGCGCGAUGACGACCUGCUCUACCCGCGCGUUGAGCGGAUCCGCGAGAUCUCGGGCCAGAUCGCGCUCGCGGUGAUCCGCGCGGCGCAGAAGGCGGGCGUCGACCGCUCGUCCGAGCUCCGCUCGAUGGGCGACCGGGAGCUGCUCGCGUUCGUGCAGGAGCGCAUGUGGCACCCGUGA